AUGAAAAACACUCAUGCUACUCUUGCUACGGCUGCAGCUAACCGUUUUUGCGUCUCGCUGAAGUGUGGAAACUGGAACGUCAUCGAUUCGAUGUCCUUGGAGCUAAAUGGAAAGACUAUUGUUUCUAUGGCUGACUAUAAGCUUUUCUGGAACAAUAUUCGUGCUCAGACUGGAUAUAGUCCUCAGUAUGUUGAGAAGCAUGGUGCUGAAUCUUUCCUGUAUCCGGAUGCUGCUCAAUCAACCAAGUACAGUGGUUCUUCCAAUCCCUCUCCCAAUGGAGACGGGUAUUCGAAUAAUAUGCCAAUUUCAACGACCUUUAACGCCGGGAUUAUCUCUGCUACGGCUUCAGUAGCAAAUGAUGGUUUUGCUAAACGCCUUCUUUCAAAUCCACCAAACGCUGGCGCUGACUCAUCUAAUACAUGGCCGUCUACGGGUGGCGCAUCUGCUACCACUACCAUUGCUAAUCAGCUUGGACGUGGUGCGUUCGUAGUAGGUGCUGGUACAGCUGGUGCUAUUAUGGGUACAUGGAAUUACAUGCUCAAAAUCAAACUCGUUGAUUUACAUCCGAUCUUCAAAGAGCUUGAUCUUAUGGCUAACCCUCAAAUCCGUCUUCAUUUCCGCGUUAAUCGGGGUACUGCUGCUAUUGAUAUUGAUAGUUCUACUAGAAUGACGUUAUCAAGUACUACUCUAUCAAGUGUUCCCGCUAUUACUCCGCUAAGGUAG
Molecule: messenger RNA, 723 nt
Organism: Plasmopara halstedii
Lineage: Eukaryota; Oomycota; Peronosporomycetes; Peronosporales; Peronosporaceae
Exons: 2
Coding region: 1-723 (240 amino acids)
Source: RefSeq, a predicted model, not a curated record